Metarhizium album ARSEF 1941 is the source of this 2604-nucleotide messenger RNA. Its product is annotated as Gamma tubulin complex protein 3. The coding region runs from base 1 to 2604 and encodes 867 amino acids. The transcript is spliced from 2 exons. Gene Ontology annotation, cellular component: gamma-tubulin small complex; mitotic spindle pole body; equatorial microtubule organizing center. NCBI's taxonomy places the organism in Eukaryota, Fungi, Ascomycota, Sordariomycetes, Hypocreales, Clavicipitaceae. The record is from RefSeq and is a predicted model, not a curated record. Gene Ontology annotation, molecular function: microtubule minus-end binding; gamma-tubulin binding. Gene Ontology annotation, biological process: spindle assembly; mitotic cell cycle; microtubule nucleation.
AUGGCGUCGGAACGCAUCAUCGGGGCGCUCGAGCACCUCAUAGCUCACAUCGUCCCCAACGACCCCAACCAUGACGCAGAGACUGCCCAGCGUCGUCAGGAAGCCAUCUUGAAGAAUGCGACAUCCAUCAUUGACAGUCCCUCAGGACCAUCCAUUUCCGCCGACGUAAACCAUGCCUCAGACCUCAUCAAGAGGAGGCUCAUCCAGACAAACCCCAGUCUGGCAUUGACAUUUUCAAACCUCUACUCGCGACUCCUCGCACUGCCCGUGCUCGACAACAAAUGGGCCAUCCUGUAUCUCCUCUACCAACUCGCCGACUCGCCAGACCCAAACGAACCUCUACCUCUCAGCCCCAUCAAACCAUCCGCGCCAAAUUACCGAGAAGCGGUCCACAGAGACGCCGUCAAAAGACAAGUCCGAGACCGGGGCAAGUCCGCAACCCCGGUCCCCAAGGGGGAAGAAGACCAGUUUCGAGAGGCCUUCCAUCCCGAGGGGCUGAGGCAUGUCCCCGGCCCGAAACCAGCAGCCAACGCCGGAAAAGAACACCCAAGGAGGGCCGUCUCCUUGCAAUCGACCUUGCUUGCCAACAACUACACGCAACUUGACCCUCCCGAGGCCGACAUCCUGCGAGAUCUCCCCUUCACCCUCCAGGGACUAUCGUCAACGACGCUUCCGUUUUCCAAGCCAGAAACGCUCAAGUUGCCCCCUACCGUUCCAUUACCUCUUGUGUCCAUUCUUCAUACCCUGGCCGAGCCCUCCCUCCUCUACCGAGGUCUCGACGAGUACUGCAAAACUCCAGCCCGGGGCCUGCUGGGGCAAAGUUUGCGCUCCGCCAUUGGCAGCCAGCUCCGAUCCUACCUCAGCCUCGUAGCCGCUCUAGAAGGCCAGAUCCGACGUGCGCUCCUGUCACUUGACCAAGACGCACCCCGGGGCGGCAUCGGAAAAGCCGGCGUCACGUUGAAAAGAUGCGUGGUGUGGACGCGGGAGGCUACAAUGGGCCUGCGGCUCAUGAGCGUCAUGGCCAAGGAGUCGGAGAACAAAACUGGCGGCCAACUCAUCUCUCUCAUCCACAGUUUCUCCUCAUCACAUGGCGAACCCACGGUUGCCGCGUUCGCAGAGAGGCUGCUGGGCAGCUUCACGAAACCGUUUUACGAUAUAUUGCGUCACUGGAUCUACGAUGGAGAACUGUCAGAUCCGUACCAGGAGUUCUUCGUCCAGGAGCAGAACAAACCCGCCGACGUCGCCCACCUGAAAGGAGCCGGCAACGUCUGGACGGACAAGUACGAGAUUCACCAGAGCAUGGUCCCGAGCAUCAUCACCCAAGAUUUCGCCCAAAAGGUGUUUCUAAUCGGCAAGUCUCUCAACUUUAUCCGCCACAGCUGCGGAGACUCGGCAUGGGUCGAGGGAUACUCCAAGGCAGCGUCGAAGGAACUUGGAUACGGCGACACGGCAACGCUGGAAGCCUGGAUCGACGAGGCAUACAAGACCACCAUGAAGCGCCUCAUGGAUCUCAUGUCCAGCAAAUUCCACCUCUUUGAGCACCUGCAAGCCCUCAAGAACUACAUCCUCCUCGGCCAGGGCGAUUUCAUAGCUCUCCUCAUGGAGUCCCUCGCCACAAACCUAGAUUUGCCCGUCAGCGCCCAGUACCGACAUACCCUCACGGCCCAACUGGAACACGCCAUCCGCGGGUCCAACGCGCAGUACGACUCCCCCGAGGUCCUCCGCCGGCUCGACGCGAGGGUGCUCCAGCUCUCCGAGAACGACACGGGAUGGGACUGCUUCACGCUGGAAUACAAAAUCGACGCCCCCGUCGACGUUGUCGUGACCCAGCGGGGCAGUCGCCAGUACCUCAAAGUCUUCAACUACCUCUGGCGCAUCAAACGUGUCGAGUUCGCCCUCCUCACCACGUGGCGCCGGUGCAUGACGGGCGCGCGCGGCGUCCUGCAGAACUCGGACCCCGUCGUCUCCCAGACGUGGAAGUCCACGCGCGGUACGCUCGCCGAGAUGACGCACUUUGUCGGCCAGCUCCAGUACUACAUCCUCUUCGAGGUCAUCGAAUCAUCGUGGGACGAGCUCCAGAAGCGCAUCCGCAAGGAGGGCUGCACUCUGGAUGACCUCAUCAACGCCCACCAGCGGUACCUCACGGAUAUCACGCACAAAGGUCUGCUCGGCGCAAAGCGCCAAAGCCACGGCUCGGAAGACGAUGGCGGCGAGUCUUCGUACCGCGGACAACUCAGCCUCCUGCUCGAGCUCAUGCUGGACUACCGAAAGUCGGUUGAUGGCCUCUAUAGCUGGAGCGUCUCCGACUUUACGCGCCGCCAGGAGGCAGACGUGCGCACGUCCAUGCGAUCCGACGUGGAUGACACCAUCGGCGGCCGCAGGGACGUGCUGUCCGAGUUUCCUGAGCUGAGAAGAAGACUGCAGCAGCUGGGGGCCUCCUUCAGGAGCAGGUUGCAGAUUCUACUGGGUGAUUUGGCGUACCAGCCCGACGUGGACAUGAGGUUUUUGGGAGUGGCCAUGAACUUUAAUGAUGUGUAUCAGCCGACGAGGAGGAAGACGAGGACGGCGCCUGCUGCUGCUUCGGCGAACACCUCCAAGGCGUGA